UGACAGUUAUUUAAUGGGACGGAGUGAUUACCAAACCAUUGCAAAGAGCUUUCCAUCUGCUUUUUGGCAUGAAGAGAUUAAUUACACUAACGAUUCGAAAGUGACUGGUCCCUUAAUAAACUAGAUUCUAUUGAGUGGGUGUACUGCCUGAUAAUAGGGGAAAUUAUGUUCUUGUUUUAAAAUACUAAUUGAAAAAAAUGCUAGUGUAAUACGGAGGGUUAAUGCGAAAGAUAUAAAUAUCGGUUGGACCAUUUGAAAACGGACAACUAUCCAUUGUCCUUUCUAAUAUUCCUAAAAGCUAGAACCAUUAUGAAUAAAUUGCAGAAGGGGUGUGUUAGCUAGGUAUGUUUAGUCAAGCGUUUGGAACUCCGGGUAACGAUUUGGUCAGCCAUUUACAUCCGGACUUUUUGGUUGUUUCUUCUCGUCGCUCUACGGUGUUGUGGGAAAUAAUACAACAAACCUAGCUAUAUGGAACAAGAUGAUGCCACACAUUUGUAUUACUAAAGUGAGCAAGACAACGCGACACUAAGGGCACCUGCAUAACAGGUGUCAUCGGACUCGAAUCUUUGAAACCGAAAUAAAGUACCAGCCCCAUGACCACAGCUUGUUUGAGAACGAGGGAACAACAUCAGGACAUGUCAAAAUGUCUGUAAUGCUGAUCGUCUUAAUAGCCCUUCUCCUGCUCCUGGUACUAUCUGUCCUACUCUUCAGAUGGCUCAUAUGCAGCCUGGCAGUUCGGUUUUUCCACAAUACGCUGAAUGCCGAACUGAAAAUCAAAUCGGUGGGGUUGUUCUCAGUGAGUGGAAUCAGUAUCCAGUUUCAACCGCAGCACACUCUGGAAAUAGACAAGCUGUGGAUUUCAAGCAAACUUUUAAAUCAGAACCUGCCGAGAUGCCUGGCAUUUUGUGUGGGCGAGACCAGAGUCAGAGUGGACCUGCAGGAGGCUUUAAACCGCCAGACCCCUAAGAGCUGUGAUGGAGGAGGGUCAGGGAAAGUUCCUGUCAGCCCUGCAGUCCUCCGCUUCCUUUCCCAGCUGUUGUCCUUCCAUAUUGACUCCAUCAAUGUAAUGGUGCUAAACCUAGCCCUUUCAGAGUCCCUUUGGCACAUGACCACUUCAAGUAUCGACCUCCUGCUCGAUCACCAGAGCAAGAAGUUGGCCUGGGACUUUUCUGUGGGGCAGCUCAGCAGUAAGGUGCUUAAAAGCAGUCGAUUACAGGAUAUGUGUCUGGCGGAGGUGUCCCUGAGCCUGGUGCUGUGUGGGGAUGUAAGCCUGCCGGAGCUGCGUCCUGGCCGACUGGCCCUGUGUGUGAGGACACUGCUGGCUGAGCUGCACGAGGGCCUCUUCCUAAGCCAGCUCCUGCCACCAGCGGCUCCUCUAGAGAAGGCUGUCUCUGUAGCUGAAUGUGAAGGAGACAACUAUGUCCAGACUGAAGCAGUGGAGCGGUUUCAUCAGCUGAUGCCGCAGAAGGUCAACGUGGAAUUCGACAAUACUAAUAUAACUCUCUCCAUGCACAGCCAGAAAAGACACUUGAACUGGACCCUGAAAUCUCUGAAGGUGGGAUAUGGACGUGAUGACGAACAGCUGCCCCUCAGGAGCUUCACCCCGGAGCUGAGCUUCCCUCAGAGCAGCCUGGAGCUACUUCUGGAGGAUGGACUUCUACUAUCCCAGAGCAGACAGAGAAUCCUUUGCCUCAACACUCUUAGGACUGUCCUGCAGGCCACAUCAGUGGACAUUUCAGGGUCAGUCACUGUAAACACCUGCAUCAUCCACUACCGUCACCAGGAGUUCUCUCAUUGGCUGGACCUGUUUCCAUGGGAACAGCUCAUUCCCAGGAAAGCGGCUCACAGCAAAAGUCCAGUGGAGUAUUUGCAUACCCUCCUAUCCUACAGGCACUUCCCCCACUUAGACGCCCCUGUGAUGAUCAGCUCCUCAGUGUCCAAUGUCAAUGUGUCUGUCCAACUGGGAGAUACUCCGCCCUUUGCUCUGGGCUUCAUCUCAGCCACCACGGAGCUGCAGCACCUCCUGGACAUCAGCACCAAUGCAGAGAGCCUCAAGUUCCAGAAUGUUCACCGCCGCCUGUCUUUGUCCCUGGACCACUUCUGGUGGAGGGUGGGGCAAGGGUCCCACAUUCAGCAGACCCCCCACCCCCCUGGGAAACACGUGUGGGGGGAAGCCCUUAUCCUUGACUCGCUUACACUGCAGGUAACGCAGGCAUGCCACAAGGGGAGCGUCAACAAGCCCCAGAGUGAGUCCAGCAGCCAUUCAGAGAGUGUGAAUGUGGAGUCCAGUCUGAAGGGCCUACAGCUGGAGGUGUCCGAGACCUGUGCCCUGUGUCUUUCCCGCCUGCUGUCCCUCUGUAACCUGGCAAACGACAGGAGGCUGGAGGCCUCGGAGCAGCCACCCCCGGGGUCCGGGCCUGACCCGGUUAAUGGGACAUCCUCCCCCAGCCAGGGGGCCUUUUAUUUUAAGAUUGACUGCAACCUGGAGGACGCUAACGUGUUCACACUCUCAAAUGUAGCAGGAGCGGUGUCUUUGCGGGUGGACACGGUGAAGGGCCAAGCCUCAGCAGAGAGCUCUACGGUGUCUGUCCGGGGUGUGUGUGUGUCUGUGGUGAAGGCUCUCACAGAGACCAUGGAGCCCUGCUGUCCCUCGGCUCAAAUGCCCAACCCUGUCCUCAGCCUGUCCAGCCUCGCCUUCUGCCACCACGUCACCACCAGGAACGUGGAGGUCCAGUGUGAAGAGGAUCUGGUUGUGCUGUGGACGCCAUCGGAUCACAUGUUCUUGUAUCACCACGCCACUGAGACCCAGGGUUGCUGGGCUUCUCUUUGUGACUCUCUCGGCCUGCCAGAGAAAAGAGUGGAGAAGGGUGGAGCAGAUUCCCCGGAGAGUGCCUCGGCCAAGGCCUCUCCCACCCACAGCAGGACCAGGGACCUGUCUGUGCGUGUGGAACUGGGCCAGACACGCUUCACAGCCCAGGUGGCGGAGCACAACUACCUCCUGCUGCACACAGAAGCCCUGUCACUCUCAACACAUUCCGGCUCCAUGUAUAUCCGUUCACCUCAGCUGUUGCUCAACUUUGACGGCAACGAUAUCUUCUCCUUCAAGGACCUGGAGGUCCAGACGCACCCUGAUCAGGCUCUGGAACAACGGCACCUAUUCCCCUUCCUCUCCACUCGACACAACCGUGUUUGGGUGUUCACCUGCCCCGGCCUGGCUAUUGAGUUCCCUUACCAGUACAACUUCUCCAACACCUUUGACAAGUUCAUCAGUGUUCAGAAGUGGCUCAAGUCCCUGCACAGAAGCCCGGGUCAUACUCCGGCCCCCCAGCAUCUGCCCCCAGACCUCGUCUUCAAGAUCAGCCAUUUCUCAUUUGUCUUCCUGGAUGACGUCUUUGAGAUCAAGUUGAGGGACAACUACGAGCUGAUGAAGGACGAGAGCAAGGAGAGCUCCAAGAGACUCCAGCUGCUGGACAAGAAGGUGGCCGACCUACGGAAGCAGCAUGGCGAGCUGCUGCCGGCCAGGAAGAUAGAAGAGCUGUACACAUCUCUGGAGCGCAAACACAUAGAGAUUUAUAUCCAACGCUCCCGUCGCCUCUAUUCCAACACGCCCAUGAGAAAGUCUCUGCUGACCUGGACGGUUUCUGACCUCGAGCUGGUUGCUCUUGCUGACCAGUCCCUCCACGGGCCAGAGCGUGUCCGUGAGCAGCUGAGGGACAUCGAUGGAAUCAGCCCGUUCCCCAGAGACGGACUCCCGUUGGUGGUACAGUGGUGCCGGGCAGUCCAGUUCAACCUCACUGCCUUCCUGGUAAGAAUCCGGGACUAUCCUCGUUACUUGUUUGAGAUCCGGGAAUGGGAGUUGUCAGGCCGUCUGAUUGGCACAGAGCAGGAUGGGCAGGGCCGGGCUCGCCAUAAGCAGACAGUGCCGCUAGGCCAGCCAUGGGGAGAUGUGAUCAUCAACAGGAACAUGCCACCACUUAAGUUCUAUUGUGAUUUCAAAUCCAAUAUAUCAUUGUAUACUAUAGUAUGGGGGCCUUGCUGGGACCCAGCAUGGACAUUGAUUGGCCAGGUGGUCGACUUGCUGACCAAACCCACGGUUGACCCCUCCCCUCCUCUGGCCUGGUGGGACAAGAGUCGUCUUGUGAUACAUGGACGCUGGAUCAUGGACAUAGAACAGGCUAACCUGCAUCAGUUGGCCACUGAGGACCCUUAUAACACUACUGAGAACAUGCACUGGGAGUGGAACAAACUCAACUACGAGUGGAAUCCUGGGCAGUUUGUCUUCAAAGGUGACAUGGAUGUCAACGUUAGGACAGCCUCCAAGUAUGACGACAUCUGUUUCCUGCAUCUGCCCAACCUCUGCAUGACCCUUGACCUCCAGUGGCUUUGUCACGGCAACUCCCAUGACCAUCACGCCGUAACGCUGUGUUGUGCGGAGAACAUAGCUGACGUGACCUCUGGACAACCUCACGACUCCUACAGAGCCUUCCGUUCAGAGAACCUCAACCUGUCUAUCACCAUGGACCUCAACCAGCACUGUGGCACUGAACCGUGCCAGCCCAGAAUCCUUCUGUACAGCAGCACCCUGCGCUGGAUGCAGAAUUUCUGGGCCACCUGGACCAGUGUUUCCAGACCCAUCUGCAGGGGCAAGCUCUUCCACAGCCUCCGACCCAUCCGAAAGAAGCUGGGCCAGCACUACAAACAGAUGUCUUAUACUGCUGCCUUCCCGCAACUACAAGUGCAUUACUGGGCGUCCUUUGCUCAGCAGAGAGGCAUCCAGGUGGAGUGUAGUAAAGGUGAUGUCUUCACCAGAGGGGCUCAGAGACUCAUCCCACAAGCGGGGACUGUGAUGAGGAGGCUGAUCUCGGAGUGGAACGUGACCCAGAUGGUGUCGGAGCUGUCCCUGAUGACCGUGCACCUCAUGGCCUCCACCUGGGAUGAGACGGUAGACCACCAGAUGAAUGCCCAGGUGAAGAAGACCCACCUGCUCAGCCUGUCCUCCCUCAGCUACCAGCGCCAGAGCAACCGCAUGGAAGAAGAGGUAAACCCAAAGGAUGAGUCCAAUGCCCCGUACACCCACAAGCUGUGCCUGGUGGACCUGCGUGCCUCCUGGACCACCACCAACAGGAACAUAGCGUUCGGUCUGUAUGACGGCUACAAGAAGGCCGCUGUUCUCAAGAGGAACCUCUCCACGGAGGCUCUGAAGGGCCUGAAAAUUGACGCCACGCUGCAAGCAGCCAAGAAACUCAAGCGCUCUCUGUCCAACUACUCCGGCAGCCCCAGCGCCUCCCCCACCACCCCAGCCAUGCCCAACGCCAGCCGGCCUGACAAGAACCAGCACGAAGGGACGUCCAUGCUGCAGAAGCUGAUUGAAGAGACUGAUAAGUUUGUGGUUUUCUCUGAAGAGGACUGUGGAGUGAGUGAUCAGCUCUGUGGCAUCGCGGCCUGCCAGACUGAUGAUGUCUACAACCGCAACUGGUUCAUCGAACUGGUCAACUGUCAGAUGAUGCUGCGCGGCACGGAGACGGCUGGCUGUGUGCUGGUGUCUGCAGCCAAGGCCCAGCUCCUGCAGUGUGAGCACCACCCUGCCUGGUACAGUGACACCCUGAAGCAGAAGACCACCUGGACCUGCCUGCUGGACGGCAUGCAGUACUUCGCCACCAUGGAGCCCAACCCCUCGGAGCAGGAGGACUGGCAGCUGUGGCUGGAGGUGAAGAACAUUGAGGAGCACAGGCAGCGUCACCUGGACUCCGUGCUGGAGCUGAUGGAGAGUGGUCAGGCUGUUGGGGGCAUGGUCAGCACCACCACAGACUGGAAUCAGCCGGCCCAGGUGAAUGACACCCAGCAGGUUCAGCGAAUCAUCUCUCGCUGCAGCUGUCGCAUGUACUACAUCGGCUACAGCCACGACAUCGACCCUGAGCUGGCCACACAGAUCAAGCCCCCAGAGCUCCGGGGCAACGAGAAGGAAGACCUUCUGAAGAAACAAGCCGGGGCUGUGGACACCUUCACCCUCAUUCACCAUGACCUGGAGAUCUCCACCAACCCUGUGCAGUACGCUAUGAUCCUGGACAUAGUCAACAACCUACUGCUGCAUGUUGAGCCCAAACGCAAGGAGCACAGUGAGAAGAAGCAGCGUGUGCGUUUCCAGCUGGAGAUAUCCAGCAACCCAGAGGAGCAGCGCAGCAGUAUUCUUCACCUGCAGGAGGCGGUCAGGCAGCAUGUGGCCCAGAUCAGACGGCUGGAGAAACAGAUCUACUCCAACAUCAGGGCCCAGCCUGAGGAGCUGAGAGGAGAUCAGCUAUCCGAGAUCAAUGUGAGACUUCAGAACCAGCUCAAUCAGGAGAAGACGGACAUGCAAAUGAAGAGUGAAGAGCUCAACAUCCUCAUCAGAUGCUUCAAAGACUUCCAGCUGCAGAGGGCUAAUAAACUGGAGUUGCGGAAGCCCCCAGAGGACGUGAGUGUGGUUCGCAGGACAGAGAUUUGCUUUGCCCAGGCCCGCUGGUGUCUUACUGAGGAGGAUGGACAGCUGGGCAUUGCUGAGCUGGAGCUGCAGAGGUUCAUGUACAGCAAGCUAAACAAGUCAGACGACACAGCAGAGCAUCUCCUGGAGCUGGGCUGGUUCACCAUGAACAACCUGCUCCCCAAUGCAGCCUACAAGCAUGUGAGGGUGGUGCUGCGUCCUCAGAGUCCAUGUCAGUCUGGCCGUCAGUUUGCCCUGCGUAUCUUCAGUAAGGUCCGCCCCCCAGUGGGAGGCAUCUCGGUCAAGGAGCACUUUGAAGUGAACGUGGUUCCACUCACCAUCCAGCUCAUGUACCAGUUCUUCAAAAGGAUGAUGGGGUUCUUCUUCCCAGGAAGGAACGUGGAGGAGGAAGAAGUUGCUGAUGAGGAAGACAAGUCUCGAAUGGUCACAACAGGAAUGCCUGUAAUCAAGCCUCGGCAGCUCUCUGAGGACACCAUGGGGGCCAUGGGCCCCAGCAAAGGGGUCACCCAGGGCUUGAACCGCACCUCUGGGGUCAGGAGGUCCUUCCGAAAGGCCGUAGAGCAUCCUGUAGAUGACAUUGACAAAAUGAAGGAGAGAGCUGCCAUGAAUAACUCCUUCAUCUACAUCAAGAUCCCCCAGGUUCCCCUCUGUGUCAGCUACAAGGGGGAGAAAAGCAGUGUUGACUGGAAGGAUCUAAACCUGGUGCUGCCUUGUCUGGAGUACCACAACAACACGUGGACUUGGCUGGACUUUGCGAUGGCUGUGAAGAGAGACAGCAGGAAAGCCCUGGUAGCACAGAUGAUCAAGGAGAAGCUACGUCUGAAGCCGGCAUCAGGUGCUGACUCUCGGGGCAAGGCGUCAGACGGGAAGUCCGACAGUAGCAUGCAACAGCAGGAAGAGGAUGAGAAGGCCCGACUCCUUAUUGGUCUCAGCACCUCAGACAAGAGUUCUGGCAAGAAGAGCAUCUUCAGCCGACGCAAGUGAUCCAUAGGCCUCCCCUCACACCGAACCAGAACUGCAUUGGACCACUGGGCUCUAGUCUGUGGUAGUGUCCCAAAUGGCACCCUAUACCCUAAAUACUGCAGUGCCCUAUGGAGUAUUAAGUACAGGGUGCCAUUUUGGGAUGCAGGCUAUGGCAGCUUUAGUAGCACACUCCCAAGCCUAAGGAAUCAGGGAGAGGCCAGGCCACCUUUGCUAGUGUCAAUGACUAGGACACUUGACCUGGUCUGAUACUGUGGUGUGGAUGUGGUAUAUCUUUAUUGGGAACAUAAACUGGCUGUUUUAUUCUUCUGUAAAUCAAUUAUAACAUUUCAUAGUUCAGGUUGUCUAUGUUUGUGUCUCAAAUAGCACCCCAUUCCCUGUAUAGUGCACUUCUGUGGACCAGAAAUGGUGCUCUGUGUAGGGAACAAAAAGCCAUUUGGGAUGGAAGACAUAAUGGGACCUGAUAAGAGCAUUGUUUCCUGCUGGUUCAGGAAUACAGUGCCCUCAAGCAAAUGUAAAUGAGUUUGUGAGAAAAAAAUAUAUAUCUCAAAUGAAUGCACAUUGAGAACCACUGAAAUGCUUGCAACAGUUAUUACUGUACUGAUAUCUUUGUUUUAGCUUUAUGGUUUCUUUGAAUCAUUUUAUUACAGCAUUGUGUUUUUAUUCACAAGUCUGUAUGAUACUGUAACGCUGACUGUAAAGUGUAUCCCUGUAAAUUACAAAACAAUAUUUGUAUCCUGUAUGAGACUCCUACAAAAACGUAUGCCACAUCAGACUUUAUACUGUAGUUCAACAUAUCUGUGCAAUAUAUCUGAAUAGAGCAGAAAAAAUUGACUUUUAUAUUUUAUGGCACUCUGAAAACUUUUUUUGUUGUAGCUUUUGUCUGGAUAAUGUUUUGUAAUUUUAACACUACAGCACUUUUUAGCAAAGCAAAGUAUUUUCUAAUAUUUUUGUAACCAUGCCAUUUCUUUUCAGUUGCUGCAUUUGUUGUCCAGUUACAGCUUCCUUAAAUUGCAAGAUCUCAGUAUGUCUAAAUAUUUUUUUAAUGUAUUUUUAUUUAGUUUGGUCCACUAAAAAUGUGUAAUGCAUGUAAAUAUAUUUGUCAUUAAAAUGG
Molecule: messenger RNA, 8573 nt
Organism: Esox lucius (northern pike)
Lineage: Eukaryota; Metazoa; Chordata; Actinopteri; Esociformes; Esocidae
Product: protein KIAA0100
Exons: 41
Coding region: 644-7462 (2272 amino acids)
Source: RefSeq, a predicted model, not a curated record